Molecule: messenger RNA, 1713 nt
Organism: Gaeumannomyces tritici R3-111a-1
Lineage: Eukaryota; Fungi; Ascomycota; Sordariomycetes; Magnaporthales; Magnaporthaceae
Exons: 1
Coding region: 493-1545 (350 amino acids)
Source: RefSeq, a predicted model, not a curated record
UGCCCUCACAGCAGCUGAGAUGGAGAAAACUGGCUGUGCUUCCGUGCAGUAUUCUGAACAACAGAUGCACUGAUUGCAGCCUGAAUGCUUCUCUUCGAAAGCCACUUCAAUCGGGCUGACACCUGGGCUCCAUUUGGCCAUGUCCCAAGGUGGUCAUCGCGGCCAAGCCAGCUGAAAAUGCAUGCAUUGUUGCCCCGGCCUAGCCGUUGCUGGCUUAGACCACUGAUGGCUAUGAUACCGGCGAUGGGGUCGCGAUGGGGUCAAGCGUAAGUGGCCGUACCUUCCUUGAGAAGACACCAAGAGGCAGGAGCAAAAACAUAUAUGAGGGCCCAAACCGACAGCGACAGUAGCAGAUUUGUUUUCCCAUCACCAUCGCCUUGUUAGUCCUGGACUUGUUACUGCAGCAAACCCUUGAACUUGACCUUGGCUUGAUCAUUCCCCAUUCCAUCAUUCCUCACCCUCAAGUUUUAACUGAGCCCCCGGACCACCAAAAUGUCGUUCGAUAUCCUCGGGCCGGUGUCUGGUGUCGUCACCAUUGUCAGCUUCGUCUUGUCCUUCUUCCCACCGGCCCCCAAGACCCCGAAGAACUCGAGCAUGCGCCUGGGCGUCGGCAUGAACGCGGCUGCCGAGGGCAACGUUCCCCGCGUGCUUGUGUACAACUCGGAUCACGCAAACAUUGGCGGCUACAACCCCAAUAAGCGCUUUUGCUCGAGCAACGGCUGGGGCGGCACCACCUGCUACGACAGAUACGAAAAGGUUGGCAGGGGCCAGUUCGUCGACCUGGAAAUCUUCCAGACCAGCAACCAGCAGCCACAGUACAUCAUGCUCGAGCAGGUAGACAACGACGGCAUCUGCCUGGCCUACGCCACCCACACCUGGCCCGACGGCAACAAGUUCGCCUGGAUCGGCGACUGGGCCGAAACGUGCGGCCGCCACUGGUACCACUCGGAUGUCGUCAUCGACAACAAGUCCGGCAAGAAAACAAAGUGCGCCUGGCUCGACAAGGACAAGACCGACGGCCAAGGCGCCGUCGCCCUGCACCUGUACAUGCCGGCCUUUGCCCCCAACUUCGGUGCAGGCAAGGGCAAGCCGGCCAAUUGGUACUGCGGCCACAAGGGCCUCCUGCACUUCCUCGACAAGGCCGACGAGCAGCUUUACAUGUGGCGCACAAGCGCUCGCUCGCUGCCGGGCCGCCGCAGCGUCGACGAAGGCCCCGAGGCCAACCAGACCGCCGGCGGGUCCGUGCCCGUGCCCCCAGCCCGGGUCCGCUCCGAGGCCAUGGCCACGGAGCUGAUUGUGAGCCACGACCCGGCCCAGUCGGCCGCCGACCUGUGCAACUCGCCGUACAGCUUCGGCCCGGACUUCGUCUCGGUGCCCGAGCAGCUCGCCUGCGACAUGGACUCGCACACCCUCUGGCCGCUCUGCUCGGCCAACGUGACCGGGAGCUGCUUCGACCUCGACAAGAAGGCCCCGAGGAUCCCUUCCGAUUCCCCCCAGGAGCGCGAGCUGGUCAGCGUGUACCAAAAGGUGACCGAGUGGAAAUAGGGGCGGCUGGGGGCGUGUUGGACUGCGAGUAGUGGUGAACGGGAUAGGCCAGGCGGGAUGGAUAAACGCGGGAUGGAUAAAAACGGGAUAGACCAUAACGGAAUAGACUAGGUUACAGAAAACGUUAGUGUUGAUAGGAUUGGAAUGUAAUAGAGGUACCCCUUUCGG